Molecule: messenger RNA, 2770 nt
Organism: Annulohypoxylon maeteangense
Lineage: Eukaryota; Fungi; Ascomycota; Sordariomycetes; Xylariales; Hypoxylaceae
Product: SNF2 family N-terminal domain-containing protein
Exons: 1
Coding region: 250-2490 (746 amino acids)
Biological process (GO): transcription-coupled nucleotide-excision repair
Cellular component (GO): nucleus
Molecular function (GO): ATP binding; ATP-dependent chromatin remodeler activity
Source: RefSeq, a predicted model, not a curated record
UCCGAAAGACGUCGCAUUAACAGACGCAGAAAACGGCAAGAAAGAAGCCGCGAAGGCCUCCAUGACCCUGGCAGUGGCUAUGAGGAAGAAUGGGUAAAAAUUUCCCCAGAUUUCAAUGAUUAUCCACUCAAGGACGGGCUUAAGAUCCCAGGUGAUAUAAACCACGCCCUUUUCGACUACCAGAGAACCGGUGUGCAGUGGCUAUCAGAACUAUACUCUCAGAAGGUUGGGGGGAUCAUUGGAGACGAAAUGGGCCUCGGAAAAACCAUUCAACUCGUCUCUUUCCUUGCGACGUUACAUCAUAGUAAGAAAUUAGAUAAGCCUGUUAUCGUCGUCGCACCAGCUACUGUAUUGAAGCAGUGGGUGAACGAGUUUCAUCGUUGGUGGCCUCCUAUGCGAGUGUCUAUCCUUCAUUCCUCUGGUAGCGGCAUGCUUAGUAUGAAAGCCGAAGGCGAGAUUGAAGAUCACGAUGAGAGGUACGAGUAUGACCAGUUGGAGGACAAAAAGGUCGGCAAACCAGCAAAGAAAAUUGUUGACCGAGUCGUCAAACAAGGUCACGUCUUAGUGACAACUUACGCUGGCCUUCAAACUUAUGGCCGACUCCUCACUCCCAUAGAGUGGGGUUAUGCAGUCUUGGACGAAGGUCACAAAAUCCGCAACCCGAAUAGUGCCGUUACCAUCUAUUGCAAAGAGCUACGGACACCGAACCGUAUUAUUCUCUCUGGUACGCCAAUGCAGAACAACCUUACGGAGCUAUGGUCAUUAUUCGACUUCAUCUUUCCGAUGCGCCUAGGCACAUUAGUGGAAUUUCGCAAUCAAUUCGAAAUCCCCAUUCGUCUCGGAGGUUACGCCAACGCCAAUAAUCUACAGAUAAUGACUGGACAGAAAUGUGCCGAAGUCCUUAAGGAUGCAAUUAGUCCUUUCCUUCUUCAACGACUCAAGGUUGAUGUUGCAACUGAUCUCCCCAAGAAGACCGAACAGGUACUUUUCUGUCACUUGACGGAGGAACAGCGGCAUGAAUAUGAGUCCUUCCUCAAAUCGAAGGAUAUGGAAGCUAUAUUAAAGGGAUCCAGAAAUUCCCUCUAUGGAAUUGACAUACUGCGAAAGAUCUGCAAUCACCCUGAUCUUCUCGACUCCAAAUUGAAAGACAGGGCAGGGUAUGACUGGGGUGUAGUCAGUAAAUCUGGCAAGAUGGUGGUCGUAGAGGCAUUGCUCCAAGCAUGGAAACAGUUCGGACACAAGACUCUUCUCUUUAGUCAAAGUGUGAAGAUGCUAGAUAUGUUGCAGAGUUGCGUGGGACGCCUCGGAAAUAUUAAGUAUCUGCGAAUGGAUGGGGAGACACCUAUCAAAGAGAGGCAGAACCUGGUUGAUAAGUUCAACGGUGACAGCGAAAUCGAUCUUUUCCUGCUCACAACGAAGGUCGGUGGACUAGGCGUAAAUCUGACUGGCGCCAACAGAGUCAUCAUAUACGACCCCGAUUGGAACCCUUCAACGGAUAUCCAGGCCCGAGAGCGAGCUUGGCGUCUCGGCCAAAAGAAAGAAGUCACCGUGUACCGACUAAUGACUGCGGGUACAAUUGAAGAAAAGAUCUACCACCGCCAGAUCUUCAAGCAGUUCUUGUCUAGCAAGGUUCUUAGAGAUCCCAAACAAAGUACUUCUUUCCAACUCGAAGACCUGCAUGAUUUAUUCACACUGGGAGGUUCUAAAGACAAGGUGACCGAAACAGGCAGACUGUUCAAAGACUCGGAGGUGACAUUCACCGACACAUCAGCCAAAGCUAGUAAAAAGCAACCGAACCCGAAGGCUGGUAAGACGAAGGCCGGUAAGGCAGAUGGUGAUGAUGACCGGGAUAUUCGAAACAUGAAAGGCAUAGCAGACCUCGAAGAUUUCGAGGCUGAGGAGUUGAAAGAAGAGAGUAGCCUUAUGAGGGGUCUCUUUUCUCGUACCGGCGUCCACUCAGCCUUGGAGCACGAUAAGAUCAUGAACGGUAAAAAGCCCGGAGCCAACCCACGACUUCUACAGCAUGACGUGGAUCGCGCAGCCGCGGAAGCAGCUGCUUCGCUCAAGCGUUCCGCUCAGGAGGCACGUUCCAUACCUAUUGGAACCGUUACUUGGACUGGCGAACUGGGCUACGCCGGCGGACCAUCUAACAUACGUCGUGAUCGAGGUGGUCCCAGCUCAGCCGGUGUCUUGGCCGGCCUGGCCGAUAGACAAGGCCGAAACGCACCUGCGGGUAACUCCUCGGGCCCUUUGCUUGUGGCUAGCAACACCAGUAUAGGGACGAAGGAGUUUUCGAAGCUGAUUGUAGACUUCAUCGCGGCGCACGGCGCACGGGUUCCGACUAAGUCUCUCGUCGACCAUUUCAGCCCAUUCUGCAUUACGAAGCAGCAGUCGGAGCAGUUCAAGAUCGCGCUGCGCCGCGUCGCGAAGAUGGAGGUACGGGGAUCUACUAUGCGAAGUAUGUGGGUCGUUAAGACCAAGUACUUAUAAAUGUUGGUGGAUAUCUUGAGGUUCUAUAAGAACCAUCUGGUACUUCGACAGGAUAUUGAGAGAGGUAUUAGGGGAUGUAUAAGAGGAUGUAUAGGAGGAGGUAUUGAAGAACAGUUCGUAUUAUAAACAAGGACUGAGGGAGGAUACGACUCAACCACAUUUGGCGAGCCGUUGGAGGCCGAGGACAUUUCAAGCAUAGCACCGGAGUUUGAUAUGUUAGCCGACUUUGCUUACAUUUUGCUCUGCACAUAGAACUUGUGCAAACUAGCUUUCUAUAAAU